AUGUCUGUGCCAAUGCCUCAUCACAUUGUACUGGCUGGCCUUUACAGCCCAGCCUCCAAAGAAGGAGCCAAAGGGGAUCUCAUUUGCAUUGCUGCACACUACCUUCUCCGAAUUGGAGAGUACUACACUGACCGACAUCCAACUCAGCGAUUUAGAGUCAAAGACAUCAUCUUUCGACAUCCUGACCAAUCCAUCAUUCCCAGCACUGACCCCCUACAAACACUUCUCAAGGCUGAAUAUGCAACCAUCAGAAUCACCAACCAGAAAAAUGGACAAAGGGGUCCAUGCGCUUAUCACCAAUGCACUCGCACAAUCAAAUGCCCUGUCAUAGCCCUGGCACAACAAGUGGCUCGCAUCACAAAGCAAACAGCCAACAUCAACACUGCCAUUAGUACAUACCACAUUGUCCUCGCGGGCUUCAUUUCUCGCCCAACUCACUUUGAUUUGUCUCAUGCUGAACGUGCUGAACAGCUGUACCCGACGCAAGCACGGCCACAUGGGAAGUUGGCGUUCUUUCCAGCCAAGUCGAGGGCUGCUACAGCUGCUUGA
This is a messenger RNA of Seminavis robusta, 549 nucleotides long. Lineage: Eukaryota; Bacillariophyta; Bacillariophyceae; Naviculales; Naviculaceae. The record is from the annotation of a GenBank genome assembly.